This is a messenger RNA of Solanum lycopersicum (tomato), 2510 nucleotides long. RefSeq names its product serine/threonine-protein kinase D6PK. The record is from RefSeq and is a predicted model, not a curated record. Gene Ontology annotation, biological process: protein phosphorylation. Gene Ontology annotation, molecular function: protein serine/threonine kinase activity; ATP binding. NCBI's taxonomy places the organism in Eukaryota, Viridiplantae, Streptophyta, Magnoliopsida, Solanales, Solanaceae. Gene Ontology annotation, cellular component: nucleus; plasma membrane; cytoplasm.
CAAUAUAAGCGUUUACAAAAACAAGAAAAGGUGAAGAUGAAGGAGAAAACAGAGUAAAAUAUAGAAAGAGAAAGAGAGAGAAAAUCUUAUGUAUCAAUUUCUUGACUAAGCUCUAUUCUAUUUCAUUUGUUUGUUGUGAGUUUUGUUUGAUUGAUUCAUUUACUCUGUUUGUAUCCAAAUAUAAUAAUUAGUCACUCACUCUUUUUAUUGUUACGAUCGGAUCUGAAAAAGGGAGAGGACCCAGAAAGAAAAAGGUGCAAAGCUGUUACCCUUUUUAAGUGGAAAGGGUCUCAAUAAUCAUGGCACAUCAUUCAUUUUUCUCCAUUUGAUAAUCAGUGUUUAUACCAAAAAAUUACAAUGGAGUCUCUUGUUGAUGGAAUCAGUUCCUUGCCGAACGUUCACAAUUCAUUCGCUGCGGUUGAGUGCAAUACAUCUUUGGCCUCCAAGAUAAGUCAUCCUCCUUUGAUGAAACAAUCCGAAAACAAAGAGGCAUCUAUCUCAUAUCCAAUAGCGAUGGACCUUGGUUCCACCGUAGCUCAUACUCAAACUGGAUCAGUGACUGGUUCAAAGCAUUUUAAAGCAAAUGAAGAUACUGUAAAUCAAUCAGCAGAAGGUUGUUCAGGAGAACAGGUUUUGGCUUUGGAAACUGAAUCAUCUAUCAAGGAUUUACAUCAUGUUUCGAAAAAUGGUACUUCAAACGAUGAUUUGAAUGCGACUGCCAAAGACUCAGGAAUCACCUACUGUCCUAGUCCUCAAAACAGUUUUUAUUCUGCUACACAGUACACAGAAGCCAAACAAAGUUUUUCCAACACAGAAGUCAGUGAAUGCGCUAGCAGCACUGUGGACAAGUCUGGUGAAAGUGGUGAUGUUAGCAACUCUUGUGAUCUUGUUGAGAGCAGAAAAACAAGCUUCUACAGAGGCAGCACAGGUAGUGACGUUAGUGAUGAAAGCAGCUCUAGUAGUUUCAAUAGCACAGUAUAUAAACCACAUAAGGCAAAUGAUACAAGGUGGGAUGCAAUACAAGUUAUUAGAGCCCGUGAGGGAACAUUGGGUUUUAACCACUUUAGACUGUUGAAGAGAUUGGGAUGUGGUGAUAUAGGAAGUGUUUUUCUAGCAGAGUUGAUUGGCACAAGAUGUUUCUUUGCCAUGAAAGUGAUGGACAAGGCAGCUCUAGAAAGUCGCAAGAAACUCGUGAGAGCUCAAACGGAAAGAGAGAUACUGCAGUCUCUGGAUCAUCCCUUUCUACCAACACUGUAUUCGCACUUUGAAACAGAUAAAUUUUCGUGCUUGGUGAUGGAAUUCUGCCCUGGUGGAGAUUUGCAUGCACUUAGGCAAAAGCAGCCAGGAAAAUUCUUCCCGGAGCAUGCUGCCAGGUUUUACGUGGCUGAAGUCCUUCUUGCUCUAGAGUACUUGCACAUGCUUGGAAUCAUUUACAGAGACCUUAAACCAGAGAAUGUUUUGGUUCGAGAAGAUGGCCAUAUAAUGCUUUCUGAUUUUGACCUCUCCUUGAGGUGUGCCGUGAGCCCAACUCUAGUUAGAUCUUCAAAUUCAAGCUUAGAGUGCAAGAGCUCAUCAUACUGUGUCCAGCCUGCUUGUAUUGAGCCAUCUUGUGUCGUACAGCCUGCAUGUAUACAACCUUCAUGUUUUACACCACGUUUUCUAAGCAAGAACAAGAAAGAAAAGAAGUCCAAACAAAAGACAGAAACAUAUAACCAAGUGAACCGGCCUCUUCCAGAACUCCUUGCUGAACCAACGAGUGCUCGAUCAAUGUCUUUUGUGGGAACACAUGAGUACCUAGCUCCAGAAAUUAUAAAGGGUGAAGGACACGGCAGUGCUGUAGAUUGGUGGACAUUUGGGAUCUUUCUCUAUGAACUCUUGUUUGGACAAACUCCUUUCAAAGGUGCAGGCAACAGGGCAACAUUGUUUAACGUUGUUGGACAGCCCUUGAAAUUUCCUGAAACACCUAGUGUUAGUUUUGCAGCAAGGGACUUGAUAAGAGGCCUACUUGUGAAGGAGCCACAACAUCGCCUUGCAUAUAGGCGAGGGGCUACUGAAAUAAAACAACAUCCUUUCUUCCAGAAUGUGAACUGGGCACUUAUAAGAUGUACCAGUCCUCCAGAUGUACCAAAGCCGUCCUCCAUGACAUAUGAUAUGCCCCGAACACCACCAGCAGGAAAGGCCCCCGGACUUGAUGUGAAGCCUUCAGGUAAUUAUUUUGAGAUUGAUUUCUUCUGAAGAAUUCUUUUCCUUGGCAGCAAUGCCCCCAUUGCCGUUCUACGAAGAGCUCAACGUUGAGGAAGACACAGUUUUUGUGUUCCUUUAUGCUAAUGUAAAGUGCAUACUCUGUUGAAAUGCAAGAUGCAUAGGAAUUAGAUGGUGAAGGCCAUUUUUCUUUGUAUAAGUAUGUUGUUGAUAUUAAUGAAGAAGGCCUUGAUGUGGCUAUAAAGCUAGGCAUUGCUGGAUGUGAUGUUUUAAAAUUUUCAAUUGAAGAAUCAAAAGUUGAUGUGCCA